AUGGGAAAGUUAUAUUUUGUAAACAAAAAGACAAAAAGUAUCAAAAUGGCCGUUUUGGGAAGCGUAAAAAACGAGUAUACUCUGUUUUCGAAGUUGGUUUACGAAGUUUUGAAGGAAUAUUCGGGCUGUAUUUUAGCUAUGGAAACUGUUGACGGUCUUUUGAGAAAGGAAAACGAACGUAAACCGUCAGAAACGUUGAAAAAUGAACAAAUUCCUCAAUGUAAAAUUACUUCCGGUAUAAACAGUUAUCCAGCUUACCCGUUGUAUACCAAAAUUUCAAGAAUUCUUUACGAUUGGUUAAAAAAUGGAAAAUGUGACACAAGAACCCCUGAAUUGCUUGAAGAAUGUAGAAAUAAAACAGAAAAACAAAUGUCUCGUGAUUUUGUGGACCAAAAACUAAAGGAAUACUUACUCAGUGACGAAAUUUGCACUAGAAAAGGGUUAAUUUUAGAAAUUUUAGAGAAUCUUAAACUGAGAGGUAUUUUAGAUUUGCUCGGAAUGAAACAGACGGUUGGAAGUGUGGAUAUACUUCCGCCUUCUUUAUCGACAAUAUGGGAAUCGUUUACAAGGAAACACAAGCAGAAUGCAGAGCUGUCUUGCGGAGCUAGGGCGUUGUCGAAACACUGUCAUCGUGAUUCAACAAGUCAAUGGUGGGGCACCUCGACUGGUAGUGAGGGCAAUAAAAAUGAACAUGCUAAUCAAGUCUUAGAUAAGAUCCUAGCGGAUGCAGUGUGGAUUAAUAUCCAUCUAUUGCCUCAUGAUGUGAAAAUUCUUGAAGUUCGAAAUCAGUUGGGUUACGGCGCUCGGUGGUCGUAUGAUGGGAUGAUAUUUAGAGGGUUUCUAGAACCGCAAAUGAGUGACGGACACAGUGUUGGAUGGAGGCACUAG
Molecule: messenger RNA, 888 nt
Organism: Paramuricea clavata
Lineage: Eukaryota; Metazoa; Cnidaria; Anthozoa; Malacalcyonacea; Plexauridae
Source: the annotation of a GenBank genome assembly